Dacryopinax primogenitus is the source of this 2849-nucleotide messenger RNA. RefSeq lists its product as uncharacterized. The record is from RefSeq and is a predicted model, not a curated record. Gene Ontology annotation, molecular function: protein binding. Lineage: Eukaryota; Fungi; Basidiomycota; Dacrymycetes; Dacrymycetales; Dacrymycetaceae. Bases 46 to 2733 code for a protein of 895 amino acids. The transcript is spliced from 7 exons.
GUUCUGUGCAAAGAAGACGAUCUCCCUUCUUCUACGACUCUAACUAUGGCGCUAAACUUUGGCGCUGGUGCUCGCCGGCUGCCCGUACCCCCUGCCUACUCACAGCAGCAGAAUCCUCAUACCAUUGACGCAUUUGAAGUGUACGGCUUAGGCAAUGCGGGUGUCGGGUAUGGGGGCAUCGGUUACGCCGGGGGUCAUAUUCAGCAACUGGCUGGGCAAUCAAACCUCCGAUCUCAUCGCCCAAGCGGUGUCCCGAAUGAGGGUGGCACGCUUCAUAGGAGAACACGCAGAGUUUAUCCAGCCACGGAAAACAUUGUGAGAAACGAGUCACCCGUGGACGAAAAGACAUUCCUUGACGCAGAUGAUGUAUCCUCUACCAUUCGAGAGAUCCCUCUGGCUGAAAGACAACGGGACUGGAGGAUAUGGCCCAUCUAUGUCAAAGAAGCGACUGAGAGGGACAUGAAGCUUGCCAAAGACUGGAACGAAGACAUGGACGUCCUACUAAUCUUUGCAGGCUUGUUCUCCGCCGUCGUCACUUCUUUUCUCUCACAGAACGCAAUUAGCAAUCUUCAAACUCCAUAUGAUCAAUACACCGCGGCGAUUGCACUUCAGCAGCUCAGCGGCGUCUCUGUUCAGCUCACAGGGGACUGCUCGAAUUCUAUAGAUCAACAAUUCAAUUCGUCAUGCUUCCAGAUCAACUGGCAAGAUCAGAUGGUCAAUGGAUUCUGGUUUGCAGCUCUGACAUUCAGUCUUUCCGCUGCCCUGCUGGCCAUGUUGUCCAAGACCUGGAUUCGGGAAUACUCGUCGGGAUUGGCCGCAGUUCCGUAUGAUCAGGCGCGUCAGCGGCAAUAUCGCUUCACUGGCCAGAAGACAUGGAAAUUUGGAGCAGUACUCAAUUCACUCUUGACAUUGCUUCAUAUCUCCGUGUUUCUCUUCUUUGCUGGUCUCAUCGUCUUCCUGGAAGAACUGGAUAUUACGGUAUUUCAAGCGACCACGACUCUAUUCGCGGUAGUCUUGGCUCUGUAUGCCGUCGUCUCAGCUCUUCCCCUCUUGUUCCCUGACUGCCCAUUCCGCUUCCCGUUGAUGAAGAUACUGCGCGUCUGGCUGCUACAAAAGAUCCGAUCCAGACGGCAGCAAACGUCGUUCCGCGAUCAAGAGCUGGCGAAGAUCGAACAAGACUCGUCCGGGAUCGAGGCACGUGCCCUUGCCUGGCUUUUGCAGAUCUCCGAGAUGUCUAGCGAGAAGGAAGAUGUGGAAGAAGCCGCUCUGGCUGCCCUGAAGCACUUGACUCAGAACGAAGAGCAAGCCAAGGCGAUGCUGAAGGAAGGAACCUUACCCACGCUAUACCGCCUGUUCAUGGACUGCACUGACGAGGAGGACGAACGCACUGUGCGUGUCAUGCGGGCGAUCGAUGCACUGUGGAGGUCAAAUGCCAUGGUAUCAUGGAUCAGUAGCAAGGAUCGCCGCGCUCCAUUGUCUGAUCUGCAUGUCGCCUUCUUCGCCAAACUCGUUAAUCUCUUGGAAACCUCGGACAAACACCGCAUUGUGGAAGCUGCUGUUCAACUUCCCAACCAGACCGCGGGUUUUCGACACGCCACAUCCCCUAUUGUAGCUCAAGUGUCCAUCCCAAAACUGAUUGACCAACUAGAGAACGAUCGGUUCGCCACCGUAGAGAGCAUCAUGGCUGCCUUGAACUUGAUUUCCCGAAUCUUCUGCUUCAGCAGAAAUGAACAGAGCGGCCGAACGAUUACGAACGAAGACUUACGACGCACAAUUCCGUGUGUCGCCGAGAGUCUCCACCGUGCACCUUCACAAGAAGUGACGUCGAGUGCUCUUGAAAUUGUGGAAGAGAUUUUCCAGCUUUUUAGCUACUCUGUCUCGCGUUUGCGCAUAUCUGAGUGGCUGGAGAAGAACCUCGCUCUGAUUGUGGACGAAGAAAUCGGGCUUCUUGGCGCGCUGCUCGCCCAGCUAGGCAAGAAGACGUUAUCCAAAACGGAGAAGACGCUGGUGCGACAGUUUUCCUCAUACCUCAUGUCCUUCCAGGCCAUCCGCAGAACCGGCGUGCCCAAAUUGGUGUCACACGGUUACCUCGUAUACAUCACCCACGACUUGCAGCGUUUCUCACUCCAGCGGGACGAAGUGAGCGACACGAGCCCUGUGGACCUAUUCAACCAAGUAUCCAAAGAAGGCAACUUCACCGAUGCCGCGCUAAAGGACAGGUUCCUUCAAGCAGGAUCGAUCGAGUCUCUUGCCACCUACUUCAGCCGGGAACCACGCAACCCCGACCCCGGUGCAGAUGUAUUCGCCGGUCUCCUGCGUCGCCUCCUCCGGCUGGUCAACGGCCCGCAUAAAACGAGGCUGCAGCAAACACGCAUCAUGGAGAUCCUCAUUGCUAGGUGUCCCAGCAUCCCUGAGGAGCCAGAGAGGAGGGACGAAGACGAUGAUGACCUCCUGCGACAGAUGGACCUCGUGCGCGGCUUCUUAGCGGACGGGACGCUAGAUCCUGGCUGUGUACCCCCGGUUCAGAUAGAUGAAGAGAACAUCGAGGAGGAGCCGGAACUGGAGCUGGAGGACCCAAAUUUAGAGGAAGCCCACAUCCAGCAAGAAGGGCUGGAGUAUCGUGUCCUGGAGGAAGGACUUCCUACGGUGGGGUCGCCGUAUGAGCUGCACCCACCAAUGGUCGGGUACCCGGAAGAUGGGCCGCAAGUCGGCUCGCCGUAUGAGCCACAGUAGGCUCUCUUUGGUUCUGGAUAGCAUGGUAUCAGCUUGGGAUUCCUUGUUUGUUCUUUUGAUGAUAUGUAUCCCCCUAUUGCGCUUCGUCGCACGCCUCUCAAAUCUCUUGUACUACC